GCAGCGGGCUCAGAUAUGCUCACAGAGCACCCCCUGCUGUCCGAGCCCUCCUCCGUCAGCUUCUACAACUGGAUGUCUCACGCUGUGGGCAGCAGAGGAGGGCACGCGCAGGACUCACCCGCCACCAGGUGGCAGCACAACAGCACACACACCGGUGUCACAUGCAAUCUCCCCACCAUCCCGUCGGCGUCGGACUUCAACACGGUGCUCUCCAGCGACCAGAACACGCUGGACGGCACACCAUCGCAGCACAGCAGCAGCCAGGAUGAGGCCGCCGACGCUGAGGAAGGCAACCAGUGCCCUGCCGCUGUGCAGCUGGCUGACGCGCAG
Paramormyrops kingsleyae is the source of this 330-nucleotide messenger RNA. The record is from RefSeq and is a predicted model, not a curated record. NCBI's taxonomy places the organism in Eukaryota, Metazoa, Chordata, Actinopteri, Osteoglossiformes, Mormyridae.